Choloepus didactylus (southern two-toed sloth) is the source of this 6054-nucleotide messenger RNA. It is a transcript of the gene HOMER1, whose product is annotated as homer scaffold protein 1. Gene Ontology annotation, molecular function: G protein-coupled glutamate receptor binding. Lineage: Eukaryota; Metazoa; Chordata; Mammalia; Pilosa; Megalonychidae. The coding region runs from base 1758 to 2822 and encodes 354 amino acids. Gene Ontology annotation, biological process: G protein-coupled glutamate receptor signaling pathway; regulation of store-operated calcium entry. The transcript has 9 exons. Gene Ontology annotation, cellular component: dendrite; postsynaptic density; plasma membrane. The record is from RefSeq and is a predicted model, not a curated record.
CACAGCGGGAGUACUUCGUGCGGGGAGCGGAGGAGACUGUGGCGGCCGGUAGUGGGGCCAGGAGCGAGCAGAGGAGCAGAGCGCGUUGCCCGCCCGCCGCCUGCCACUAGGGGAGGGGGAAGACAGGCAGAAAGGACGGACUGACGGACGGAACUGCUAACCGGCCGGUCUAGCUUCCCAUAAGGGCCGGCUCGGCCCUGACCACCAGCCUCCUAGCAGCUCUCCGCAGAGCCCCGCCGGGCCCUCGCAACGGGUCAACGUCCCAGCCCUCAGCAUCCGGCCGCAGUUCCCCGGCGGCAGUCUCUCGGCUCCUCCCGCGAGCAGGGGGAGGGACUGCUCCCGCCCCGGUUCUCCCCGCCCCCUCCUCCGCCCCCCGCAACCCUCUCCGCCACCGAGCCCGCCUCACGCCGGCUGCGCUGACCCGGGAAGCGGUGCUCUUCGCUCUGCGAGCGGGCCGGUGGAGGCGGAGGUAGCGGCUGGUUUGGGGCCGCCGGGACUGCCGAGUGGGAGCUGGAGGCCGGCCGAGGCGGGCCGUGACGGAAGUGUGAGGAGGCGGCGGAGGGGCCCGGGGACUGUGAGGCGGCGCGUGGCGGCAGCUCGGAACGUGAGAGGCGAAGACCCGAGGUGGGGGGCGCUGGAGCGGCAGCUCUCCCGCGGCCGCGAGCCUCAGUCCCCUGUCCCCGACGCGGCAUUAGCUGCUCCCCUCAGCUCAGGCGGGCGCCCGUCUACCCUUCCCUCCCUCCGCCAUCGCCGCUCGAUCCUACCCGGAGCUGGAGGCCGGGUGGUGGUGGGAGCGUGGGGCCCGGCUCUCUGAUUCAUUCAUUCUCUGUCGACGGAGAGCCUCAGACCCGCUGUGCUCAGAAGAGAGGAGGGAAGAGAGGACAGCGGUGAAUGAAGGGCCAGGCACGAGUCGGGCUCCAUUGUGCUCGGCCGCGGGGGGCGGGAAGGGGCUGAGGGAGGUGGGAUCAAGCCCCCUCCCCCUGUUCCUUGGCGUGCGCUGUUACCCCAGCCUGCUGCCAGACUGGAUAUGGCUCCGUUUAUUCUCCUCGGGAGAAUGAAUCGAUCCUGCCCAGUCUUGUCUCCCUCCUCUCCACCUUUCUGCUCCUAGUCUUAGGAGGGGAAGAAUUAGACACAUUCCAAUGUGGAGUGUCGUGCACGUCGCGAGCUGCCUGCUUUGCACUUCGGGGAGAUUUUUCUAUAUAUUUUUUUCUAACGUGAGCGCAGAGAAGCAGUGACAUUGCUGCUUUUAGAAUUUUUAUUUUCACGUAGAGAUCUUUAAAGUGCACGUCGUAUUGGGUUUCACGCUCCACCCCCAGGGACCUGGUGUGGAGAAAUUUGAACCCGCAGCCUUAGUAGCACCGAAAAGGCCGAGUUACCUGGCUCUCCCCGAGUGUAGAGGAGGACAUGAAGGAAAUGACCAGCGAACUCAUUUUUUAUUGGACUCGGUGAAACUGGAUUCCGCGUUUUCGUACAGACAGACUCGUUUUGUGGAAUAGAGUUGACCGCUAUCUCCUCCGCGAAGCAUUUUAACUCUAAUAAGCAAAUGCCACCUCAGUUUGUUUGAACGUUUUGGUAUUUAACGAGAGAGAAAUCAUCUUUCCUAAGGAAACCAAUUGAAUUGUCGACAUCAUCGAAAUACCCAGAAAAGGAUCUCGGGGGGUGGAAAGCAACUGCAAAAAAGCAGACGGAGAAAUUCCUUUGGAAGUUAUUCCGUAGCCUAAGAGCAGAAACUUCAGAGCAAGUUUUCAUUGGGCAAAAUGGGGGAACAACCCAUCUUCAGCACUCGAGCUCAUGUCUUCCAGAUUGACCCAAACACAAAGAAGAACUGGGUACCCACCAGCAAGCAUGCAGUUACUGUGUCUUAUUUCUAUGACAGCACAAGAAAUGUGUAUAGGAUAAUCAGUUUAGAUGGCUCAAAGGCAAUAAUAAAUAGCACCAUCACCCCAAACAUGACAUUUACUAAAACAUCUCAGAAGUUUGGCCAGUGGGCUGAUAGCCGGGCCAACACUGUUUAUGGACUGGGAUUCUCCUCCGAGCAUCAUCUCUCAAAAUUUGCAGAAAAGUUUCAGGAAUUUAAAGAAGCUGCUCGACUAGCAAAGGAAAAAUCCCAAGAAAAAAUGGAACUUACCAGUACGCCUUCACAGGAAUCAGCAGGAGGGGAUCUUCAGUCUCCUUUAACGCCAGAAAGUAUCAAUGGGACAGAUGAUGAAAGAACACCUGAUGUGACACAGAACUCAGAGCCAAGGGUUGAACCAACCCAGAAUGCAUUGCCCUUUUCACAUAGUUCAGUGAUCAGCAAACAUUGGGAGGCUGAACUGGCUACCCUCAAAGGAAAUAAUGCCAAACUCACUGCAGCCCUACUGGAGUCCACUGCCAAUGUGAAACAAUGGAAACAGCAACUUGCUGCGUAUCAAGAGGAAGCAGAACGUCUGCACAAGCGGGUGACUGAGCUUGAAUGUGUUAGUAGCCAAGCAAAUGCUGUGCAUACCCAUAAGACAGAAUUAAAUCAGACAAUACAAGAACUGGAAGAGACACUGAAAGUGAAGGAAGAGGAAAUAGAAGGAUUAAAACAAGAAAUUGAUAAUGCCAGAGAACUACAAGAACAAAGGGACUCUUUGACUCAGAAGCUACAGGAAGUAGAAAUUCGGAACAAAGACCUGGAAGGACAACUGUCUGACUUAGAGCAACGUCUGGAGAAAAGUCAGAACGAACAAGAAGCUUUUCGCAAUAACCUGAAGACACUUUUAGAAAUUCUUGAUGGAAAAAUAUUUGAACUAACAGAAUUACGAGAUAACUUGGCCAAGCUACUAGAAUGCAGUUAAAGAAAAUGAAAUUUCAGUGCCAUUCGAUUCAAAGAUACACUGUCUCUCUUCAUAGGACUGUUUGGACUCUGCAUCAGGAUUGCACAAAAAGAAUUUGAAUAUCACUCCUCCAGGAGGAGGAUCUUUUGAAAAUUGAAAUUGUAUAUUUCAUUGUAAAAUUUAGAAUUCAGCUUGUAGCUAGUUGGGGAAAAAAAGAGAUGAAAAACUUGAACUACAAAUUACCUCCUUGUAUAUUAUUGGCCAUAGUUAACUAGAACGUUAUAAAUAGACAAUUAAUGCAAUCUUUUUUUUCUUAUAUUAGCCAGUGGGAGAAUUAACAAUAUCUGGGUCACAGCCCCUUUUUGUGUUCAACACAGUGAAGGUGAUCUGCUUUUUAAAUUACUUUAUUUAUGAUAUCAAAGAGCUGUGUUUUGUGCAAAAACUUAGUGAUAAAAGCCCUGUCUUUUGUUGUAAUCUGAAUAAUUUCUCAGGAUAUUUUUGUACUGCUGAGAAGCAGUGCCAUUACUAGUCAAUUCUUGCCAAGAGUGAGAGAGAGCUGCAUCUUUAGUGGAAACACACUUAUAAUAACUGAGUGCAUAGAGUGCUUCCCUUUUUUUAUACUGGAAGAUAUUUCACUCUGGUGACCACUCCGGUACACACUGGUGUUCUCUAAUCUUGUCCAUUGUAUAGUUUACUUUUCCAUAUUGAUUCCAUGUAUUUAUGAGAAGAUAUUGUCUCCCAUUUUACUAUACAUUUUAAAGCCAACUAAUGAAGGCAGCUGAGUCCCUCAGAAAUUUUUCUUUUUAAAUUUCUAGUAAAUUUGACACACAGUACUGAAAUACAGCAGCCCGUCAUUGGUGUCUGCUCUAGCAAUGUUAAGUAUAUUUACAGUAUAUGCAGUUACAUUUAUUUAUAUAUUUUGCAAGAAAUCUUUUCUGAAUGAUCAAUGCAUUUCAAUUUAAGAAUAAUAAUGGUUAUUGGGGAACUGUUUAUUAUAGAUCAUUUUAAGGUGUAUAGAUAUUUUAAAAGGGAGCCAUUUACAUCAAACAGCCGAUCAGAGGACUGUAUCUAAAUAGUGGUCCUGGCAGAUGGCGAUGGAGACGUGUACUCUCUGUGGGUCUUCACAUCAACCACAUCUAUAUUCAAACCUCACAAGGCAAUAUUCUGAACUGUUAACUAGUCAUUUCAAAACCGGAAUUAAAUUCAAUGGGCUCUUCUCAAUGAACAGGUUUUAGUGUUGUUUGAUGUAAUUUUAAAAGACUUUUAGCAAACAUGCAUUUCUUUAUAUAUUUCUUUUAAGAAGCUAGUUUAAAAGUAAGCCGAGUGCUGUGUGGUCUGCUUAUGGAAUAGGAAUUGCAUCAGAAUACAUUUAUUCUUGCUAUACAAUGCCUGUGAUGUUAAGGAGGGUUCUUUUUAAAAGUGUAUGCUUAAGUAUCUGACUCCAUGGAGUCUACAAAUGCCCUGACUUUUUUGUUUGAACCCCCAAAUGAUUGAAUUGUUAACUACAAAAUUAAGUUCCUUAAUCAAUUUGUAACCAUUUUUUCACUCAAAAAUAGCUAUUCAACAUUAGACAAUUUUGUUUUAUAUGUAUGUAUAUGUACGAACAUACAUACAUACAUAAUUUAUAUUAGAGUGAAAAAUAAAUGGCUUGUUUCCAAAGUUAGUUUCUAAAGUGAGUUUUCAGGUGUCUCUGAAAAGUUUAUAUCAGACACUCAGUCAUCAUGUAUUAUAUGUGCUUAUAACAUCAUGUAAGUUACCUCCAUCUAUUUUAGGAUAUUUUUCUCACCUACUUAUUAUAGGAAGAAUAAUUUAGGUACAUGUUCUCAGAGCUGAGAUAUUUCUCUGAUAAAUCAGGUAAUAAAAUUUAUUUGAUUGAUGGAAUUUUGAAGUAGAUGUGAUUUUAUCCAUCAGUUUCUGAGUAAUAAAAAGCACCAGCUUUUAGUUUAAAAGGGGGAAUUAACAGUAGGGAUCAGAGAAUUUAGUUAUGAAGAGUUAAAAAUUUAUAAAAAAUAAAACAGUGUAAGCUUUUGAAAUGGUAAGUGAAUUAUUUUAACGAUGUAAGAAAAUAUUUUUAAAUUUUGACGUAGGUGUCAUUUAAUGGGAAAACAACUCAACAAAAUGUCUCCACUUGAAUUGUAUUGCUAGGUGAGGCAUAUUGUGUAAUUACAACUAUACAUAUACCCAUAUGUAUAUACAGAAAAUUAUUUUUAAUAUUUUCCUACUGAUAUGAAAUUUAAAAUUGGAAAUUUUGUGAGAUUUUUCCUUGUCCAAUAGAAGCUAAUUGUUUCCUUUUUUAGUGGUUUAACGAAAUAUUUCUUGAGGGCUGCACCUUUAAAUUCCCAGAUUGUCUAUAGACAUGUACAGUAUAUGGGAUAAGGUGGACACAAGUGCACAUAUAAAUAAAACCUUAAGGCUUUUCAACAUUCAUUUACAGUAGGAGACUAUCUAGAAAUUGUCAUCUGUAAGUCAUAAUUAGGUCAUGUGCCUACUAUAGUUUUCUCCGUUUCUGUAUUAUAGAAAUAAAAGUUUGCAUAUUAAAAUUUGAUUUCUUUCCCAGAGACAAAUAUAUAAUGUAUCUAUAUUUAGACCAAACUGUGGUAAUAUAUUUAUCAGAAAAUAAUGUUGGGGACUAAAGCCUGAACAUGUGGACUUGAAGUGACAGAAGAGGAGAGCAGAGGUUGAUCCCAUUGUGUAUAAUUAUAUGAUCACUUUGAAUUCUUGUACAAAAAAAAAAACUGAAAAAAAAUACAGUUUUUAUUUUGAAAUACAUUUGUUUUCCUCUGGAGAAUGUACUUUAUCUUUUUUUCCUUCAGUCUUUUACAGAUAUUUAGGUGUUUAAGUGAUGGCAGCAUUUACUUAAAUCGCACAGGUGCUACUGGAUUUUGCAUUAGUGUGUUAUGUUGUGAAAUCCUAACUUUGACAUAAAAGGUUUUAUACAUAUUCCCCUGCCUGGAAAACUUGUUUUUGUUCUUUCUCUCUCUCUCCACCCUCCCCUGUUCCCCUCCACUCCCCUCUCUCCCUUCCCAGAGUAAAAAAUGUUCAAGGCGUGGUCUUCCUCCUCAUCCCUGCAGAACUCCAGCACCAUCAAGGAUUUGAUGUUUUGCUGUCAUGGAACUGUUGGGAAGCAGUUAGAGAAAAAAAACACAUAUAUUUUUUUCAGGUGGAACUAAAAGGAACACUCAAAACUGAACCUCUGCCACCUUUGGAAACUCAUUACUUUGCCCUGUUAAAAUUAAAUUUUUUCUUUAACCCA